Pteropus alecto (black flying fox) is the source of this 2467-nucleotide messenger RNA. RefSeq names its product tubulin beta class I (gene TUBB). The coding region runs from base 188 to 1522 and encodes 444 amino acids. Gene Ontology annotation, cellular component: cytoplasm; microtubule. Gene Ontology annotation, molecular function: structural constituent of cytoskeleton; GTP binding; GTPase activity. The record is from RefSeq and is a predicted model, not a curated record. The transcript has 4 exons. Lineage: Eukaryota; Metazoa; Chordata; Mammalia; Chiroptera; Pteropodidae. Gene Ontology annotation, biological process: mitotic cell cycle; microtubule cytoskeleton organization.
CCCUCCUGCGCCCUGCCCUCUCCUUUCUCCCUCUCAGAACCUUCCUUCCUCCGCGUUCGGACCUCGCUGCUCCAGCCUCCGGGGCACUCCCAUACUCCUAGCCUGUGACCAGCAGCAGAGAAGAAAAUUACAUAUUUUCUUGCCCCGUACACAGCUUGAGGCGAGCAAAAAAAUUUUAAUUUGAACUAUGAGGGAAAUCGUGCACAUCCAGGCUGGCCAGUGUGGCAACCAGAUCGGUGCCAAGUUCUGGGAGGUGAUCAGUGAUGAACAUGGCAUCGACCCCACUGGUACCUACCACGGAGACAGUGACCUGCAGUUGGAUCGCAUCUCCGUGUAUUACAAUGAAGCCACAGGUGGAAAAUAUGUUCCUCGUGCUAUUUUGGUGGAUCUAGAACCCGGGACCAUGGACUCUGUUCGCUCAGGUCCUUUUGGCCAGAUCUUCAGACCAGACAACUUUGUUUUUGGUCAGUCUGGGGCAGGCAACAACUGGGCCAAGGGCCACUAUACAGAGGGUGCGGAGCUGGUUGACUCGGUCCUGGAUGUGGUGCGAAAGGAGGCUGAGAGCUGUGACUGCCUGCAGGGCUUCCAGCUGACCCAUUCACUAGGUGGGGGCACAGGCUCUGGAAUGGGCACCUUGCUCAUCAGCAAGAUCCGUGAAGAAUAUCCUGACCGCAUCAUGAACACCUUCAGUGUGGUGCCCUCACCCAAAGUGUCUGACACCGUGGUUGAGCCCUACAACGCCACCCUGUCUGUCCAUCAAUUGGUAGAGAAUACCGAUGAGACCUACUGCAUUGAUAAUGAGGCCCUUUACGACAUCUGCUUCCGCACCCUCAAGCUGACAACACCAACCUAUGGUGACCUGAACCACCUUGUCUCAGCCACCAUGAGUGGUGUCACCACCUGCCUCCGCUUUCCUGGCCAGCUCAAUGCUGACCUCCGCAAGCUGGCAGUCAACAUGGUGCCCUUUCCCCGCCUCCACUUCUUUAUGCCUGGCUUUGCCCCCCUAACCAGCCGUGGAAGCCAGCAGUAUCGGGCCCUCACUGUGCCUGAACUCACCCAGCAGGUAUUUGAUGCCAAGAACAUGAUGGCUGCCUGUGACCCCCGCCAUGGCCGGUACCUCACCGUGGCUGCUGUCUUCCGUGGACGGAUGUCCAUGAAGGAGGUAGAUGAGCAGAUGCUCAACGUGCAAAACAAGAAUAGCAGCUAUUUUGUGGAAUGGAUCCCCAACAAUGUCAAGACAGCUGUCUGUGAUAUCCCACCCCGUGGCCUGAAGAUGGCCGUUACCUUCAUUGGCAACAGCACGGCUAUCCAGGAGCUGUUCAAGCGCAUCUCAGAGCAGUUCACGGCCAUGUUCCGGCGCAAGGCCUUCCUGCACUGGUACACAGGUGAGGGCAUGGACGAAAUGGAGUUCACCGAGGCUGAGAGCAACAUGAACGACCUCGUCUCUGAGUACCAGCAGUACCAGGACGCCACUGCAGAAGAGGAGGAAGAUUUCGGUGAGGAGGCCGAAGAGGAAGCCUAAAGCCAAGCCCCAUCACUCAGGCUUCUCAGUUCCCUCAGCCUUCAGCUGCCCCUUUUCUCCCUAAGAAUUUGCAUUUUCUUUCUUUUUUUCUUUUAGGGGGGGUUCUAAAUCAGUGCCUGGCACAUAACAGGUGUUCAAUAAAUAUUCGUUGUUUGUUGAAUGUCUCCUCUCUUUCCACUUUGGGAAACCUUGUAUUUCCUUCUGGUGCCCAUUUCUCCCAUCUGUCCAGUUAAUAUUUCCCUCUUUGUUUUCAAGAUAAUUCCCCAAGAAGCUGAGUCUCAUCCAGAUCACAUUUAGAGCCAUGUGCUGAAAACCCAGAUGGAUGGUCCAUGUGGUAAGGGAAAAGGAAACCCCCUUGACUAGCAGGGAGAAGUCCCUACAAGGAAGGGGUAGGGUUUCCCAUCUAGAGCAGUUUUAGUGGGAUCCAUGCUAGGAUCCAAAGCCCUAGUUUCCAGGUAUUGCUCCUCAGCUUUGGAGGAGGUGUUAACAGUAUUAUCUUCAUUUUCAGUCUCCCUCUAAGCUCUAGACCUGUUUGUAGGGGUCUACCCCACUCUGUCAAGUGGAAGCCUUCCCCCUUCCACUUUCCCUCUAACAUUGGAUCCCUUCCUUUGGUUGUAGAAGGGGGUUAAGUGGGGAGAGAGACUAUCCUGGUCCCUAAGCCUCCAGAAAGGCCCUAGCCCCACCUUUUCUUAGCCCCAAAAAGGAAAAUCAGUCUUGUAUGUGUAUGGGAAAGUGUGUACUGCCAUCUAAAUGUCUGAGUCAUCCCCCAGGGGGGACUGGAUACCAUCUUUUGGCGACAUCCCAUCUCUUUUGCUAUUGCUUUUUCUUCCCCUCUUUGAUUUUUGUCCAAUCCUACACUUCAAAUUUCUAUUUUGUGUUGAACUUUUUUUCAUAUUGAAAAAAUGCCAUUGCCCCAAGAGCCAAAAAUAAAUGGGAAUUGAAAAA